Messenger RNA from Oldenlandia corymbosa var. corymbosa, 2975 nucleotides. Lineage: Eukaryota; Viridiplantae; Streptophyta; Magnoliopsida; Gentianales; Rubiaceae. The record is from the annotation of a GenBank genome assembly.
UACAUAUUAAAAAAAAAAACACUUUCAAAAAAUUCCAAAUUUCCAUUCAAGAUGUAAAGUGAAGAACAUAUAUGGGCUUUCUCCAUUGCCCGCAUUUCAAGCUUAUACCCAAACCCAUAUAAAGGGUCCAAAAACUAUUAAAGUUUUCUUUUUUUUUUCCCCUCACUCCGUUCUGCUACUCUGUUUUCUCUCAAGAAGCGUGAUGAUUCAGGCUCAAUUCUAGCUCGCAAUUUCACAAACACAUUGGGUGCAUGAUGAUUCGAUUUGUGUAAUCUACAGGGUGUUGGUUGAUUGAAGCCUUGAAACUCAAUAUGAGUGCUAAAGUUGAACAUUCAUCAACCACUGGAGCUGUGAUGCCCCCAGCUUCAACAGCAAGCGGUGUAAAAGUUUCCAAGUUUGCAACAAAAUCUGGGUUUCUAAUACCAAAGAAUAAACUAUCUGGUUCUUUGAUUCCCAUUUUCCGGGGGAGUAAAAAGGGAAUUGUUGAUGCAUCAAAGGAGGACAAUGAUAAACAAGUGCAGAGAAAAACCAAAUGGGGACCUGAUUUGACUCAAGAUACAGCUGUUAAAAGAGGAAGAGCCUUAGCAUAUCAGACUCGGGUUGACCAAAUAACUGAGGAGCUAAGAUGGGGGAAGUCGAAGACCUGGGAUAAUCAAGAUUUGGCAUCUCAAGUUCCGGACAUCAACUCUUCAAACCAUCAGUAUAAAUCUCAGGAGCUAGAAACCUUGGAACUUGAGAAGCGAGAAGCUAUUGGUGAAUUAUUGAAGUUAAAUCCACGCUAUAAGGCCCCUGCUGAUUAUAAACCCUUGCUAAAAGAAGCUAAAGUUCCGAUCCCUAUAGCUGAAUGUCCUGGACAUAAUUAUGUUGGUUUGAUAUUUGGCCCUGGAAAUGACACUCAUAAACGACUGGAAAAGGAAACUGGUGCUAAAAUACGAGUCUAUGGUUUAGAAGCAGAUACAGGACUGGAGGUUCAAAUUUCUGCCACUGAUGGAAGUGAUACGUAUGGAGGUUACAGUGACUUUCAUGUUCAUAUAUCAGCUGACACAUAUGAGAAGGUUGACGCUGCAGUGGCUCUGAUUGAGCUGCUAUUUAUGCCAGUUUCAGGACAUCCUGCUUCCGGUUCCAUCCCUUCGGUGUGCAGUGAGAAUGUGAAUAGUAAUGCUAUUGCUCAAGGUAAACCUAGCAACGACAUGGGUGGUGCUGCGGCAAGUGCUCAACCAAAUAUGGCAGCUGAAUUGAAUGAUUUUCCGCAGAGUACAGGGCCAUGGUUUUCAUUGACCGAAAUGUCUCCACCCUUCAAUCCCUCAAUGUUUGGUCCUCGAUCAAGUGCGUCUGCUGGUUUUACUCCCGUUCCGCAAAGCCCCGCAUUUGUCCCCUUGGGGCCAAGGCAACCACCAGUAUCGCAGCAUCAGUAUCUACCCCAGCCACCACCCGUACAUCAUAUUGGCGCUCCUAGAAAUAUGUUUAUGCCAGUUUCACAGUCUGCAUCUAUUCGAUCAAAUAUGACGCCCUCUCAAGUUUUAUCUAAUCAAGCUGCUGGUGCUGAGCCUGGCCCAUUUUUCAGGCCUCUUAUACCCUCAUUGCCUCAGUCUUCUCAUGCGGCAACUCUUUUGGACCAGCCACAGGCUCCUUCUGGUUGGUCUAAAGCACCAUCUGAGAACCAAACAUUAAUAGGCUCCGGAACUAUGAUGCCUAAGGCACCUGCAGUUAGUGGUUCGUGGGGCCCAUCUCCCCUGGCUUCACAACCAGCUAGUGCUGCUGUCAAUAACCCCAUCAGUGUACCAUUCUUUAACUCUGGUGCACAAUCACAAAUGGGGUUUUCACCUACUCAGUUGUCUCCAGCAGUAGCAUCACCUAUACCAUUUCAAGGCCCUCCUCCAUCCGUUGCACCAAUGCAGCCUGUUGUACCACAGAUUCCUAGAGCUAAUUCAUCUCUUAAUGUAGUUCCCGGAUCCACCCCUCUUCUUUCACCCAUGCAGUCUAACCCGGCACUACUUCCAGUUUCUGGUUCUGGAGGUGCUGGAAGUUUUAAUCCUAUGGCACCUCCACAUAUGAUUGGUCCUAGACCACAACAACCCAGUGCGAGUGAUUUUACUUUUCAACCUCACAGGCCGCAACAUGCAGAAUUUGAAGUGUCUAAUAGGCCUCAGGUUCGGCCUAUUCAUGUAACUCCGAACCAGUCAUUGCUGCCACCUCAGGGAUCCCAAAAUCCAUUUGUUCAGCCACCAAUUCACAAUUUGAGAUCUCCAUUCAUGGCUCAUGGUUUCGGAAGACCCAGUGUUGGGAGUCAGAUGGUGCACCCUGGAGCUCAAACUUCUUUGGACUUUCAGGGAAGCUUAUCAGGAAUUCCACCUAGGCAUGCAGCAAAUGCAGGCCCUUUAAUGCAGCCAAGGAACUUCAACAUGGCUCCACCACCUGCAAACUCUGGUGCUGUGUUCCCUGGACCUGGGGAUCCCUUGCAAUUUCAGCACAACCACCCCGCUGCAGCGACAAGGCCACAGGGUUUUGUUCCUCCAAAUCCGCAGAUCAACAGUAAUGCCACCUUUAAUAGGCCAUCUCCAAACUCUUUCAGAUUUCCGCAAGUAUACGAUCCCUUCUCGCCGACAUCCGUGUCUCACAAUCCUCGGCCGAGCAAUAAUGGAGCAAUGAGGCCGAAACAGGAGAGCAAUGACCCUGAAUAUGAAGACCUGAUGGCUUCAGUUGGUGUAAAAUGAUGUAAACAAUGGUUUUGAGUUUGAGAUGCGAAGCUUUUAACCUAAAAAAGAAAAAAAACACGAAAUGUAAUAGAGGAUAGUUACGAUCAUCAGGUGCCCCCUGACAUUGUGGUGUAUUAGGCUGAUCAUUUGUACUUGUAAUUUUAUAUUGAAGAAAGCAGGUGAAGUUAAACUUCUGCUUGGAUGACAAUGUUUUCAUCUUAUGUUCGUUCUGUGAACACGAUACGAGUUUUGCAAAGAAAUUGUUUAAUGAGAGUUAGC